Messenger RNA from Cololabis saira (Pacific saury), 1375 nucleotides. RefSeq names its product PI-PLC X domain-containing protein 1 (gene plcxd1.2). The transcript is spliced from 6 exons. Gene Ontology annotation, molecular function: phosphoric diester hydrolase activity. Gene Ontology annotation, biological process: lipid metabolic process. The record is from RefSeq and is a predicted model, not a curated record. Bases 366 to 1325 code for a protein of 319 amino acids. Lineage: Eukaryota; Metazoa; Chordata; Actinopteri; Beloniformes; Belonidae.
GUUACAGGAAAACAUGCGUAGUUACGCUUAAUGCAGACUUAUUAAUGACUUAAUUAAUACCGACUUCCCACAGCGGCUCGAUUGUGGCGGUGUCGCUUGACCCGCGUUAAAUCGACGCAGAGCUUACGCCGUAGGGUACGCGGCGACGCGCACCCUAUGCCGUAGGCUCUGCGUUGGUGUAACGCGGAACCAUAAAUCAGCCUUCAGUGGAAACCCGGAAACUUGAAACUUUUAAAGCUCUCCCUCGUGCUUUUUUUCGAUUAUGCAAAUAGAUCAGAUGGAGGAAGACAACAAGAUCGAUCAUGCAACGCUUGAGUAGAGCAGUGGGGAUGCGAACCGGGUCCAGGGCAGACUGACGGGGAGACAUGGAGCCCAGCCUGCAGGACUGGAUGUCGGCGCUGCCGGAGCAGCUGUGGGACGUUCCCCUGACAGACCUGGCCAUACCUGGGAGCCAUGAUGCCAUGAGUUACUGUCUGGACAUAAACUCCCCCCUCGUCAGAUCUGAGUCUGACUUUUUCCGGCUCCUGGAUGGUCUUUUCUACUGCCUUACAAGGCCUGUCAUUUUUAAAUGGGCUACCACACAGGACAAAACCAUUGAGGAGCAGCUUUCGAUGGGGAUUCGGUUCUUCGAUCUCCGGGUGGCACAUAAACCCAAUGACCCAUCCAGUGACCUCUACUUCACACACGUCAUAUACACACAUUUAAUGGUUUUGGAAACGCUCGUGUCUGUUGCCAACUGGCUGAAGUCUCACCCUAAGGAGAUCGUCAUUCUCGCUUGCAGCCACUUCGAGGGAAUGGAUGACAGGUGUCACGAAGGGUUCAUUUUCUGGCUGAAGAAGCUGUUUGGCUCAAAACUGUGUCCCCGGAAGGAAUCAGUCGUGAGCUUGCGGAGCCUGUGGGCAUCUGGUUACCAGGUCAUCCUGUCCUACGACUGCCAGCUCACGGCGAGACAUCAGGAGCUGUGGCCGGCCAUCCCUUACUGGUGGGCCAACAAGCACACAGCACAAGACCUAGUCACUUUCCUGGAGUGGAACAAAGACCUGGGCCGGCCAGAGGGUUUCUUCGUGUGCGGCCUCAACCUCACAGCUGAUAGGCGUUACAUCACCAAGAACCCGAAGGAAUCCCUGCGGACACUGACGUACAGGAACUGGGAUGCUGUGACACGGUGGCUGGAGCAGCAGGCGUCAGGAUCGGACCCCGGAAGCCUCAACAUCAUAGCGGGAGACUUUGUGGGGCCGCUUCCACUCUGCUCGCUGGUGAUCGCACUGAACUACAAACUGCAACGCAAAAGCUCCAAAGAGAUGAGAAAGCAGUUUCAGAUGUGAUUUUACUCUUUGAAGACGGAUUCAAAAUUAAUAAAAACCAGUUUUUGUUC